Molecule: messenger RNA, 2564 nt
Organism: Oreochromis aureus
Lineage: Eukaryota; Metazoa; Chordata; Actinopteri; Cichliformes; Cichlidae
Product: 3-keto-steroid reductase/17-beta-hydroxysteroid dehydrogenase 7-like
Exons: 10
Coding region: 617-1543 (308 amino acids)
Biological process (GO): cholesterol biosynthetic process
Cellular component (GO): endoplasmic reticulum membrane
Molecular function (GO): estradiol 17-beta-dehydrogenase [NAD(P)+] activity; 3-beta-hydroxysteroid 3-dehydrogenase (NADP+) activity; 5-alpha-androstane-3-beta,17-beta-diol dehydrogenase (NADP+) activity
Source: RefSeq, a predicted model, not a curated record
CUGACUGUUUUCAACGGCAUCGGACGAGGGGCCGAGCGUCCCCGGUGAACACAGCUGGUUUGAAAAUUUGCCCCCGGUGUCUGCUUCUACAGACGCUGCUCACUCCGCUCAGGCAUGGAAAAAGUCGUCAUUGUAACGGGUGCCAACAGGGGUCUUCCUAACCAAAGAAGCAGAGACAUGAAGGAAACAAACAAGGCGACCAGCAUCUGACAAAAACAUCAUCCUCACCUGAAGCCUCAUCUCCUGAACUAAAGUCAGGGCUCUUAAACACGGAAACAUGUGUAAACAUGCUCAUUUAUUCCCGAUAUUGUCACAGUUUCUUAUUGUCAGCAGAUCGGACAUGCUAAUGUCCGCUAAUGUUAGCCUCAAGUGUCCUAAAAAUCACACUUUUCCUCUGAUAACCAGUUUGAUUACAUUCUCACUUGAUAUGAUAGAUUAUUUACCAAGUGUCCAAGUCCAACACUAACGCCAGCUAACAACAGCUAACAGAGGCUAACAGCAGCUAACGUCAGCAAAAACUCAUCUCUUACUGACAAAAAGCGGCAUCGGCUUGGCUUUGUGUGAAAGGCUUCUCACGGAGGACACACAGCUCCGGCUGUGUUUGGCCUGCAGGAACAUGCAGCGGGCAGAGGCCGCCCGCAGCGCCCUCCUCACUUCUCACACCGGUGCCCAUGUGGACUUACUACAGCUCGACGUGGGCUCUGUGGAGUCGGUGCUUGACGCUGCUGAGGUGGUCAAGUCCAGGUACAACAGAAUUGACUUUCUCUAUCUAAAUGCUGGAAUUAUGCCCAAUCCACAAGUGGACAUCAGAGCUUUUUUUAAGGGUUUAUUUUCCAGAAAUGUCAUCAACAUGUUUGCAACAGCCGAGGGUCUCUUGACUCAACAAGACCGCCUCAACUCAGAUGGCCUACAGGAAGUUUUUGCCACUAACCUGUUUGGUCAUUUUGUCCUGAUCCGGGAGCUGGAGCCUCUGCUGUGUCAGACAGCUCAUACGUCCAGGGUAGUGUGGACCUCUUCGAGUAAUGCCCGCCGGUCUGCCUUCAGCAUUGAUGACAUUCAGCACAGAAAAGGGACAGAGCCCUACAGCUCCUCCAAAUACGCUUCAGACAUGCUCAGCGUGGCUCUUAACAGGCGCAUGAACGGCCAGGGUCUGUUCUCCUCUGUAGUCUGCCCAGGACUGGUGAUGACUAAUUUGACCUAUGGUAUCCUCCCCUCCUCCUUCUGGACUCUAAUCAUGCCCAUCAUGUGGUUGAUUAGGAUCUUCACCAACACUUUCACCCUUACACCGUACAAUGGAGCAGAGGCACUGCACUGGCUGUUUCUGCAAAAGCCAGAAUCUCUGGAUCCCAGAGCAAAGUAUCACAGUUUAACAUCAGGGCUUGGGACAAACUACACCGAGCCUCGAAAGAUGGACAUCGAUGGUGAAACGGCUGACGUCCUCUUUUCAAAACUUCUUGAACUUGAGAAAGUGGUCAGAAGGAAACUGUGUGAGAGAAAUGCUGACAAUGAAGCUCACCAGCGGUACCUCAGCGAGAUAGAGUAAAAGUGAUUCUUUUGUACUGGAAGGUUUUGCUCUCUUGAAAUGGAUCCUGUGAAAUCUGAACCAGUGUCACUGCCCUUAUUCAUCCCAUCCUUCCCAGGUGGACCACUGAACAGAGGGUGAAAUGAUCACGCUUGUUCUACCUCAGCCAAGGUCAAAGCUUUGGUUUAUAUAAGUGAUUAUGUUAACUCUGACUACUUCUGAGGGGACCCCAUGGGGACAUUUUCCCUGAGUCAAAAUGUUAAAGAAAGAUCUGUCCCAACAUCUUCUUUGAUCAAGCUGCACCUCUCCAUCAGGUUAGACAAAACUUAGCUUGGUUGUUUUAUGUAAUUAAACAAAUGCACAGCAUGAUCAGUCAUGAAGGAAAUGCAACUGUUCCUUUCUUUUUUUUAAAGUCCACCGAUAUUCACUCAGUCCUCUGUUAACACUGCUCUAAAGACUUUCCAAUCAUACCAUGAACUUGAACCACAUCACACUGAGAGGUCUAAUUUAAAUAGCUGUGGGCAGUAAGGGCCUUUUUGAUAAGUUACUUUGAGCUCUCUACAAACCUCCUCACAUUACUCACAUUGUUUCAUAUUUCAACAUGUUAAUAAUAGAAACACGCUUUGCAUUUCUUGAAACUUUGUUAACAUAAUGAAGAGACUUUGUGUUUCAUGAGCUGAGCCUGUCACGGUUUUUAAACUCAGAAUCACAAGAAUCACUGUUUUUAAACAAACAGUGGAAGUUCAUUGAGGGUCAACAAGUUCACAUGAGAUCAGUAACAAGAAAGCGCUUUCCUGUUGUAAAGUGGACCCUGCUGUGUUUUCACCUGAUAGCUGCAUCGUGUUUCCUGCCCCACAAAGUUAAUUAGCUCUUUGUUAAUGCCCUGGCUUCUUGAGGCCACCAGCUCUGUGUAAUCUGGAGAUUGUUUCCAUACAAAUAAUAAAUUAUCGAAGGAUUGUCGAGUAAAUAAAUGGAAAAACUUAUAGUUUGUAAUAGGGUGAAUAAGUGUGCAAGUAAAUAAAUUAGCUGCUUUAUACCAGUA